Messenger RNA from Pyrenophora tritici-repentis Pt-1C-BFP, 1185 nucleotides. Lineage: Eukaryota; Fungi; Ascomycota; Dothideomycetes; Pleosporales; Pleosporaceae. The record is from RefSeq and is a predicted model, not a curated record.
AUGGAAAGCAGCAAGGGCAUACCAUGGACAAGCGUUGGACUUUUCCAUCGCGGCACCGUGGAGACGAGGGAGCAAUGGCCCGUAACGAUCCUCAUAGGAUCGGGCCAGGCAGAUGACGAAUACUGGGCAACCGUUGGUCGCCGCGAGAUCGAGAGACUCUCGAAGAACCGCUUCCAGACUGAGGUCGUCUACUCCAAGGAUUGGAGACUGACAGGAAGUGGAGCUAUCGACAUGACUGUCCACGCUCCAGACUUGGAAAUGGGCGCAUCAUUUGGGCCUGCAGGGUUGAAAGGUGGUGCCACCUUGGGCGGGUUCAUCAAGUUUGUUCCCGAAGGACAGCAAGAGCCACUGAAUCUCGCCAUCACGAACCACCAUGUAGCCAUACCAUCGUGUUCGGACAUUGCAGUGAUGGACAACCGAAGAAGCGUCACCGCAGAUAGCCUACCCCCAGGGCUAGCAAUGCCAAGAUUCACUAGCCCUACAGAGGACGAUCAUCAUGAACCAGAGAAGAGUCUGAGAGCUGAUAAGGACGCCUUCGAGUAUCUUUUAGAGCAUCUUGAAGCACAUCUGGACCGGCUGGUGGAAGGAACAAGGGAAGAGACCGCAACAAGUACUCUCAAGAAUACCGUGAAACGAGUAUUCGACCUGAAGGCCGCGCUGUUAAGUAAAGAAGAGGAGAUCGAUCUUGUGGCAAAGCACACGCUCCAAGUCGGAACAGCGCUUGCCACAUCAGGUCACAGGCUACACAUAGCACCUAUCGAUUACCAAAUCCUGGAUACUCGAAGAGAGUACCAAGUGGCGUUUCGGGGGCGAACAAGCGGAUGGGAGUUCGGCGAGGUCAACAGCACCGUUUCCAUUCUUAACGCUUUCACGGACAGUACGCCCUCAGAGAUUCCAGGCGCAAUAUCCAGAAAAUAUGCAGUCACUCCGGAGGAACCAGGCUAUAGCUGGGCCAUAACUCCACGUUGGGGAUACGUAGCAAGAGAGCCAUGCCGUCCUGGAGACUCCGGGAGCGUAGUGCUUCUUGACCCAACUGAUGUCGCUAUGGAGGCAAAGUGGGUAGGGUUGUUAUUCGGCCACGAACAAGAUUCAGUAGCAUACAUGACGCCAAUUGACAUGGUGAUCCAAGAUAUGGAGAUGGUGCUGAAAGGAAAGAUUGUAUCCCCGGUUCGAGUGGAAUUAUAG